CAAAUUUUAUUUUAGAGAUUCUCUCUUCCCUCCUUUCCAAUGACAAUCUGUCACUAACAAGAACUCCUUCCCUCCUUAACAUGCACGCGCAUGGUCUUCUUUUUUAAAGCGUCUAAAAACAUUUUUCAUUUUCUCUCUCCUAUAAUUUUGUUCUUCUUCGCAAAAACUAUAUUCCUAAAUCCUAACCCACAAAAUCAAUUACACCUUUUGUCUUCUUUUUCCAAUUUUUUGUUUUUGUUUCUUUUUUGCUAUAGAACAAACAAACACAACUCCAAAACCAAAACCUAAAAACAAAAUGUAUAAUUGGGAGAAAUCCAAAUCCAAAUCCAAAAACAAGUAUGCUCAUGAAUAUGAUCCCAAAAACCCAACAUUGUCAUCCUCUUUUCUGAACAAAUUCAAUAAACCCCUGAAAACCCACCGUUCAAAAACGUCCCAAAAUCUUGUAUCAGACCGUCUCACAAAAACACACCCAGAUGAAGAUUUCUUCAAACGGGCAACCGACACGAAAAACAGAGGAUCGUCAACAACAACAACAACAACAACAACAACAACACUGGAGGAUGAGAAAAUGUCGAGUCUUAGAAGGGCGUGUUUGGUGGAGAAAUGGAUGGAGAAGAAAGUGAGUGACAAAGUCAUUUCUCGAGGAGAGAGAAAAUCAAGCUCAAGAUCAUCAUCAACUACUUUACUUGAAGAAUUUGAUUUACAUGACGCUUUGUUUUGCAGCACUACUACAACCUCAACCUCAUCUUCUCCAUCAGAAACAGAGUACUCUGUUUAUUCACACCAAAAACAAAAACCUCGAGUCACUUGUUUUGCUCCUCCGAGGCCAAAACCAAUUAAAACACGAACAAUUGAAUCCAAGUUUAUCAAUCAACUCAAAAAAGACAAAGAGAAGGAAGAAGAGUCCACCAGUAGCAGAUCAAGGGCAGCUAGUUUUUACUCCAGUAUCAAGAAUUUAAAGCAACCCAUUUCACCUGGGGUGAAAUUAACGAGCUUUAUCAACUCACUGUUCGCGAAAGAUGGUAAAAACAGUAAGAAGAAAUGUAGCAAUCUUGCAAAACACAACAUAAAAACAGAUGAAGAAGAAGAAGCAUUCCCGUAUUCGUGUUCCUCUGCGACGUCGUUUUCACGGUCGUGUUUGAGUAAGAACAAGAAAUUUCAAGACGAAGGGGAUAAACGGACGGUAAGAUUUUGUCCUGUAAGUGUUCUUGUUGAUGAUGAUUCUCAAGCUUGUGGGUAUAAAUCAUUGCGAGAAGAGAAAGGAGAUCGUUUAUUGAACUCGAAUUUUGGGAGAUCUUUGUCGAAAAGGUAUGAAGAAUUGAGGAAAUUGAAUGGCUUGGAGAGAGACAGUGGUGAUAAAUUGCAGCAACAGAAGAAACUUGAAGAAGUUGCUUUGGAUUUAUUGAGUGGUUAUUGGGAUGCUCGAUUGAGUAAAUCCAAUGAUUUCACAAGUAAAAAUAAGGUUAAUUACGAUGAUUACGGUGUUAAUCACGGCGUAAAUUAUGAUCUAAAUGAUGAAGAAGAUGAGGUUGAUGAUGAUGGGUUUAGUUGUUCGAGUUCAGAUUUGUUUGAGUUAGAUCAUCUUUCAUUAAUUGGGGAUGAACUCCCUGUUUAUGAGACUACUCAAUUUGAUUGAUACCUAACUUAUGUAAUUAUUUUGUUUUUAUUAUUAUUUACUGAAAAAUGAGACAAAAAUAACUCGAGUAUAAGUGUUUUUUUUUUUAUUAAUUCGCUUAUUUGUCCAUAUUUCUUUUAUGUUGGUUGUAUGGUAAAAAACAUUUUUUCGUCCUACUAUCAUAAAUGUGAACUAAUCUCAUUUUCUUGAA
This is a messenger RNA of Spinacia oleracea (spinach), 1826 nucleotides long. Its product is annotated as protein BIG GRAIN 1-like B. NCBI's taxonomy places the organism in Eukaryota, Viridiplantae, Streptophyta, Magnoliopsida, Caryophyllales, Amaranthaceae. The coding region runs from base 296 to 1636 and encodes 446 amino acids. The transcript has a single exon. Gene Ontology annotation, biological process: auxin-activated signaling pathway. The record is from RefSeq and is a predicted model, not a curated record.